CAGAGUACGGCGUCACGUCUCCUUGUGGGCACGUGAGGCCCCCGCCGUCGGGCUGAGGGCGGAAGUAGGUGACGGACGUGGCUGGGGCUGCCCGCCGAGAUCGCCUGAAGGACCCCGACGUGUGGGAGGCCGCGGUUCUUCAGGGAAUCCCUCCCCUUCGGAAAGAAUGGCGCCGCUCUCUUCCUCGGGAGCCAGAGGACGGAGAUGCUGAGGAGCGAAAGGGCUGGGUCAGGAGCGAAGGGAAGAAUGGGAUCAGGCAGUUGGCCGGGUCGCCUCGGGGGGUGAGGAGACCCCCCCACGCCUUUUCCACCUCUCGCCCGCCUGGGUUCCUCUGCACUUGGCCACCCGGCGCCUUUCUCCCUCCCCCCCCAACUUCCAAAGGGGCCACAAGACCCUCAGGCGGGGACUAGGGCAGCCCUAGGGAGACAGUUUCCAUCCCCUCUUUGUCCUCCCAGUAUCGUCCCAUUAUGGCCUACCCUCCACCCUUCCUCCUUCUCUUCUCCUCCCUUCUGCUAUUCUCCGUUGCCUCCUCAGAGAUGCGCUAUAAUCCAGGGGACCCCGUGAUGCUCUACGUCAACAAAGUGGGGCCGUACCACAAUCCUCAGGAGACCUACCAUUAUUACCAACUCCCUGUCUGCUCCCCGGAGAAAAUCCGCCACAAAAGCCUGACCCUGGGGGAAGUGCUGUACGGAGACCGCAUGGCAGAGUCCAUGUAUGAGAUCCGUUUCCGGGAGAAUGUGGAAAAGAAGGUCCUCUGUGAAAUGAAGCUCUCCCCUGAGCAGGUGGAGCGCCUCCGCCAGGCCAUUGAGGAGCUCUACUACUUCGAAUUUGUGGUGGACGAUCUGCCGCUCCGUGGCUUUGUGGGUUACAUGGAGGAGAGCGGCUUCUUGCCUCACAGCCACAAGAUCGGGCUCUGGACUCACCUGGACUUCCACCUCGAAUGGAACGGCGACCGUAUUAUCCACGCCAACGUCAGCGUCCGGAACGUCAAGCCCACCAGCCUGGACGAUGUCCGAAGCGUGGUCCCCAUCACCCACACCUACAGUGUCCGCUGGUCGGAGACCACCUCGGAACGGCGAGGCGAGCACCGGGGCGGCCGGGGCGGGGACGACGGCUUCUUCCCCCACACCUUGGAGAUCCACUGGCUCUCCAUCAUCAACUCCAUGGUCCUGGUGUUCCUCCUGGUGGGCUUCGUGGUGGUCAUCCUCAUGCGGGUCCUCAAGAAUGACCUGGCUCGCUACAACCUGGACGAAGAAGCCUCCUCUUCGUCCUCCGGGGAUGACUUUGACCAAGGAGACAACGGGUGGAAGAUCAUUCACACGGACGUCUUCCGCUUCCCGCCCUGCCGGAGCCUCCUCUGCGCCGUCCUGGGUGUGGGAAGCCAGUUCCUGGCGCUGGGCACGGGCAUCAUCGUGAUGGCUCUCCUGGGCAUGUUUAACGUCCACCGGCAUGGGGCCAUCAACUCAGCCGCCAUCCUCCUCUACGCCCUCACAUGCUGCAUCUCCGGCUAUGUUUCCAGCAAUUUCUACCGCCAGAUUGGUGGCGAGCGAUGGGUCUGGAACAUCCUGCUCACCACCAGCCUUUUCUCAGCUCCCUUCUUCCUGACAUGGAGCGUAGUCAACUCGGUUCACUGGGCCAACGGCUCGACGCAGGCCCUGCCCGCCACCACCAUCCUGUUGCUCCUUACGGUGUGGCUGCUGGUGGGCUUCCCCCUCACCGUCAUCGGGGGCAUCUUCGGCAAGAACCGGGCGGGCCCGUUUGACGCCCCCUGCCGUACCAAGAACAUCGCGCGGGAGAUCCCGCUGCAGCCCUGGUACAAAUCCACGCUGGUGCACAUGACCAUUGGCGGAUUCUUGCCCUUCAGUGCUAUUUCCGUGGAGUUGUACUACAUCUUUGCCACGGUGUGGGGCCGGGAGCAGUACACGCUCUACGGCAUCCUCUUCUUCGUUUUCGCCAUCCUGCUGAGCGUCGGGGCCUGCAUCUCCAUUGCGCUCACCUACUUUCAGCUCUCGGGCGAGGACUACCGCUGGUGGUGGCGCUCCGUGCUCAGCACCGGCUCCACCGGCGUCUUCAUCUUCCUCUACUCUGUGUUCUACUACUCGCGGCGCUCCAACAUGUCAGGUGUGGUGCAGACGGUGGAGUUCUUUGGCUACUCCCUCCUCACUGGCUAUGUCUUCUUCCUGAUGCUGGGGACCAUUUCUUUUUUUGCCUCCCUUAAGUUUAUCCGCUACAUCUACGUCAACCUCAAGAUGGACUGAGCCGCCGCACCUCUCCUCUGGUUGACUGGGUCUGCGCGAAAGCGCAAUUUUCCUAUUGGCUAGGAUGGGCAUGUCUAAGAGCGUUGCAAGAGCUUUUUACGGGCCGAACCAAGCGAGGCGGCUAGAGGCGUUGGAUGGAAUCUCAACUGAGCAAUGAACACUUGGGUGUUCUGUCCUUCCGUUGGGUAGAACUGACUGAGAACUUCCCAGCUCAUCACAGCGGCUGCUCCUUUGCAAGAAAGAAGGGAGGGCACCCUUUCGUUUUCCUCUUCUGUUGGUCAACAUAACUAGCCAAUUAGUGAGCUCUGUAAAUCUGGCCAAUUAGUAAACACUGCUAUGGAUUUCUUCUCUUCUCUCUCCACCCCGGGGUGUUCAAAACUGCAUUUUUAAAAAAUACUGGAUAGGAGUAGUAUCAGUUUAUUAUGUUUGUCUCACUGGUUGAAAUACAACAAAUGGUUAAGGACAUUUUUUUUCCUUAAGCGUGUACAAUCUGGUCAUAACUGAAAGCCAAGCCGAGUCAGCCAGCAAACCCCUUCUUCCUCGAAGGACCGUUUGGCUCUUGUUGCUGACUGAUUGAAAAAGGUGAAGAUUUGGUUUCCUUCUUGAUUCACUUCCUUCUGGGUUCUUCUGCAACUGGGUGACCAAUCCCACAUAAAAAAUGGGACAUAGGAGAAAAGCAGUUGCCGACAGAAGGGCUGGCAGGGGCCGGCUUCAAGAAAAUAAAGUAACCCAGCCGUUGGCAACGGGGUUUCGAAGAGAACGGGCUGGCAGGGACCUCCCAAAGGUGUGCAAUACUAACACCGAUCUUCCCCAGCAUGCCACAAAAAACAGAGAUGAUGUGAAUUGUAGUCUAAAAGGCAUCUAGAAGUUAAGGAGCUGUGCCCUUAGAAUUUCACUUGAUCAAAUCAUUUCUAGGGGCAGAUAUUUAAGCCCUCUGAUCUUGGAAGGGAUGGGCAGAGGGAAGAAUCUCUGCUAUUAUUAUUUUCCAGUUUGAAUGGAAGGUUGAUUUUCCUUUCCAGCUUUAAGGAGGCCCUUAUUUAUCACUUCCUAGACUGGGCCACCCUCUCCUCCUCCUGCCUGGUGGAUCCUUUGCUUCCUAAAUGGCCAGUGCGUUUUCUUUCGCUGUUCAUAUCCUUUGUAUUCCCAAGGUGCCUGGCGCUGUUGAAAUAAGAGUUGGGGAGGAGCUGUCUUUUCCCCUUCCAUGUGGAUGAAGAAAAUGCCUAUAAUUAUAUAUGAAGAUAUAUAUAUAUAUGAUGAGUUAUGUAUAUUAGCAAUGAUUGAAGUUGGAUUAUUUUUUAAUUUUGUGUUUUUGUUUUAUUUUUGGUUGCUUUGUUUAUUUCUCUUCCAACAGUUUCUUUUUACAGAUCUCGAAAUAAAACUUUAUUAACAAAACCAAAA
Messenger RNA from Pogona vitticeps (central bearded dragon), 3656 nucleotides. RefSeq names its product transmembrane 9 superfamily member 1 (gene TM9SF1). Gene Ontology annotation, biological process: protein localization to membrane. NCBI's taxonomy places the organism in Eukaryota, Metazoa, Chordata, Lepidosauria, Squamata, Agamidae. Gene Ontology annotation, cellular component: membrane. The record is from RefSeq and is a predicted model, not a curated record.